UUGUCGGGCAUAUACUGCCUGAUUUCUGGCUUCUUCGUGUUUCAGAUGCAGUGACGAAGACUCCAGGGAACAGGUUACCAUCGCUGUUGGCAGCACAAAACUCCAGACUGGAUACAAUCACUCUCUGCACGCCACACAGCGCUCCGCCUUCACGCAAAAAAAAAAAGUGACUGAAAAACUACGGAGUUGUUCCAGAACGCCUGGUGGGAAACACUGUUAACGAGACCUUUCUUCUGUCUGUCGUAUUGCGAAGUGUUGCACCUCUUUAGAAUUGCAGCUUUUAUCCGCAAUAAAGUGAAGAACUAUUAAAGAUUGCAUUGCUGUAAAAUGCACAUUAUAUUCGCAAUUUUAGCUGGUUUGGCAAUACUGCCAUUGCUCUUCCGUUCAUUCUUCCCUUACAUCGUCCAAGAUUGGGCAUACAUGGCGAACGUGAUGGGAAGUAUUGUAAAGUUUGCGAAACGCAGUAGAAGAAAUCCUCCAUAUUUGGUUUUGGAUAGAUUCUUUGAACAGGUACAGAGACAUCCUGACAAACCGUUCAUCGUGUCUCGGGAUCACACGUAUUCGUUCCGGGAAACCGAUAAACUCAGUAACAAAUUCGCCAGGGUUUUGCGGAUCCACGCUGACCUGAAAGAGGGGAAUACGGUCGCUCUGUACAUAGGAAAUGAACCCGCCUUUAUUUUCAUCUGGUUAGCUUUGGCUAAAAUUGGAUGUACGGUGGCACUACUGAAUUGCAAUAUCAGAUCCAAAUCUUUGCUUCACUGCUUCAGUUGUUGCGAUGCGAAGACCCUAAUAGCAGCGUCAGAGCUGACAGACGCAGUGGUAGAAGUGCUACCGUUUCUGAGAGAACAGAAAGCCUCUGUGUUUAUCUUGAGUGCAGAGUCUACAAUACCAGGCACUGAAACCCUUAUUGACAAGAUUGAUCAAGCGUCUGACGAGCCAAUACCUCAGUCUGAACGAUCAAGCAUUACAAUGCAAAGCCCUGCUGUGUUUAUCUAUACAUCUGGGACUACAGGGUUACCUAAGGCUGCCGUGAUCAAUCAGAAGCGACUGCUCUCAGCGUUGGUGGUGUUGUCAUCAGUGGGCGUGCACUCUGAUGAUGUCGUCUAUGUGAACCUGCCUCUCUACCACAGCGCGGCCUUCCUCAUUGGUUUCAUCGGCUCCAUUGAAGCAGGCUCCACCAUUGUUUUGAGCCGCAAGUUUUCAGUCUCCCAGUUCUGGGAAGACUGUAGGAAGUACAAUGUGACGGUGAUGCAGUACAUUGGGGAGACCAUGCGCUACCUGUGCAACACGCCAAAGAAAGACGAUGACAGAGAUCAUAAAGUCAGAAUAGCGAUUGGUAACGGUCUCAGGGCUGAUGUCUGGAGAGAGUUCUUGACUCGAUUUGGAAGCGUUCACAUCACAGAGUUCUACGGAGCCACAGAAGGAAAUAUUGGAUUUAUAAACUAUGUGGGAAAGAUUGGAGCCGUUGGUCGAGUGAACUAUUUGCACAAGAAACUCUUCCGCUAUGCACUGAUUAAGUAUGACAUUGAGAAAGACGAGCCGGUGAGAGACUCCCAGGGUCUCUGUCUGGAAGCUUCCAAAGGUGAGACGGGACUUUUAGUGGCAAAGAUAACCAAUAUCGCUCCCUUUUCUGGAUAUGCAAAGAAUCACCAGCAAACAGAUAGGAAGAAGCUGAGGGAUGUAUUUCAGAAAGGAGACCUCUAUUACAACAGUGGAGAUUUGCUAAGGAUUGAUCAGGAUAACUUUAUCUAUUUUCAAGAUCGUGUGGGAGACACAUUCAGAUGGAAAGGAGAGAAUGUGUCCACGACAGAGGUUGCUGACAUCUUUGCAAUGGUGGACUGUAUUGAAGAGGCCAAUGUUUACGGUGUUCAAGUGCCAGGGCACGAAGGCAAAAUAGGAAUGGCAGCCGUGAUCUUAAAGCAAGGAAGACAGUUUGACUGUUGCGGGAUGUUCAACCAUGUUGUCAGCUUCCUGCCCAGUUACGCAAGACCACGUUUUGUGCGAGUUCAGAAUUCCUUAGAGGUGACAGGGACGUUCAAGCAGAAGAAAGUGAAGCUGGUGGCAGAGGGAUUCAAUCCAGCCGUGCUUCAGGAUCCACUGUACUUUCUAGACGACAAGGAGAAGAGAUACGUACCAAUGACUCAGGAGAUCUAUGAUUCCAUCCUGUCAAUGGACACGAAGCUGUGAACGUGCUGCACAUAUUCUCCAGUUUAGGCACUGCUCAAAAAUGUCUGCUAGAAUAUGCAAUCCAGGAAUGUAUGGUAGUAAGAACAGGGUAAAUAGCACAGGCAGGCAGGGUUACUGAUUCUCUCAUUACUGUUCCCAGAUUCCAUUCUCUCAAGUGAGAGUAACUGAAGAAAGCAUUCCUCAGGGAUAAAAAACACACAUUGUACUGAAUUACUAUAUCGUGCAGAACCAAGAGAAAUACUGUACAGUAGCCUGCACUGACAUGAUGUAGAUUUAAAUAUCAGAAUAUUGCUGCUCCAGAACUCAUUAAUGUAAAGCCUCAUUGCUCACACUUAAAUCUUUCUGUUAAUUAGGAUAAGUUUUUUUUUAAAUAGAAAUAUACCCAGGGACUUUAAUAAACAGUAGUACAAAUUGUAAAUCUAAUGAUACUGACAGCGGGCUCCAACAAGCCAGGGGCAGUUUUAGAUUAAUGAUUUUAGUGCUCCUACCAUGUGGACAGUGUCUGAGCUAAAGCACUACAUCUCCCAACCUGGCUCAAAGGACAUAAAGUACAUUAAAGUAAAGUAUGAAUUCCAGUUUUACUAUGCUUUAAUGCUAAAAUUAGAUUUUGUUUUGUUGAUUGAUACGAAACUAUAUCUCACAAUGUGUCAUAUGAACAAGCAUGCUCGUUUCUACGGUGCAAAGGCAGGAAAAGACAACAGCAGCAUGUGUCCCUGCUGCUUUUAUUUAAAGCAUCUAUCCAUAAAACUGAAAUAACAGCCUUGAAAACUAGUACUUCAAGGGUUGAAAGACACACGACAUGGGCUAGCACACAGAGAGCUCGGCAUGGAAAUGUUUUUCAGCACGCUGAACUAACAGAUUCGUUCAAACAAAAUAUAUUCAUGCCGAAGACAUUUUCAAAAGAGUUACCCAAAAACUCAAAAAUGAUGGUUGUGUCAGGAAUUUGUUUUUAUUUUUAAAACGAUUUAGAAUAAAUGUUGUUUUUUUUUCACUGGGGGGAAUAUUGGUCUUUACUUGAAUCCAUUAUUUUCAAUUAUGUUUGUGUUUUCACGUCAAUUACUCCACGAGUGUAUUUUUAUAAAGGAGCCACACACUUAUUAUUGCACAGUCUC
This is a messenger RNA of Lepisosteus oculatus (spotted gar), 3299 nucleotides long. RefSeq names its product long-chain fatty acid transport protein 2-like. Gene Ontology annotation, molecular function: long-chain fatty acid-CoA ligase activity; long-chain fatty acid transmembrane transporter activity. The record is from RefSeq and is a predicted model, not a curated record. NCBI's taxonomy places the organism in Eukaryota, Metazoa, Chordata, Actinopteri, Semionotiformes, Lepisosteidae.